This is a messenger RNA of Nematolebias whitei (Rio pearlfish), 2093 nucleotides long. RefSeq names its product aryl hydrocarbon receptor nuclear translocator-like protein 2. Gene Ontology annotation, cellular component: transcription regulator complex; nucleus; aryl hydrocarbon receptor complex. Gene Ontology annotation, molecular function: protein dimerization activity; DNA-binding transcription factor activity, RNA polymerase II-specific; RNA polymerase II cis-regulatory region sequence-specific DNA binding. Lineage: Eukaryota; Metazoa; Chordata; Actinopteri; Cyprinodontiformes; Rivulidae. Gene Ontology annotation, biological process: regulation of transcription by RNA polymerase II. The record is from RefSeq and is a predicted model, not a curated record. The coding region runs from base 57 to 1904 and encodes 615 amino acids. The transcript has 17 exons.
CUCCUCCUCCAGCUGGAGGCUCGGAUCACUGGGAGCACCGGUUCCGGUCCGUAGGCAUGUCGGCUGGGGGCUCUACCGGCGGGACGGCGAACAAACCUGCAGAUCACACUGCGGAGGAGGAGGACGGGGAGGGGGCAAGCCAAGCGGGAUCCUCGAUGCCAACUGUCGAGUUGCCAAGGAAACGAAAGGGGUGUGUGGAGGAGAGGUCAGACUCCCAUGUACAACACAGCCUCAACUUCCAAACGGACGAUGACCUCAACAGGUCUGAAGGGGAGGAUCAGCAAGUCAAAAUGAAAUGUUUCAGGGUGCCUCACCGGCAGAUUGAAAAGCAGCGGAGAGACAAAAUGAACAACCUCAUUGACGAGCUGUCUGCCAUGAUUCCUGCCUGUCAGCCUAUGCCUCGAAAACUCGACAAACUCACUGUGCUACGAAAAGCUGUACAACACCUGAAAGCCCUCAAAAUUGGGACGAGCAGCGCCUUCACAGACACCACCCACAAGCCUUCCUUCCUGCCUCACGAUGACCUUAGGAACCUUCUGCUCAGGGCUUCCGAGGGUUUCCUAUUAGUUGUAAGGUGUGAUCGAGCAAAAAUCCUGUUCAUCUCUGAGUCUGUCUCCAAGAUCCUCAACUUCAACCAGCUGGAGCUAACGGGGCAGAGUUUGUUCGAUUUAAUCCACCCCAAAGAUAUCAGCAAGGUGAAGGAACAGCUUUCAUCUUCAGAGAUGCUUCCUCACCAACGCCUCACUGAUACCUCAACAGGGACCCAGGUCCAGGUGGAGACCCCUGUCAGACCGUCCCACUUGGCCAGUGGAGCUCGGCGAUCCUUCUUCUGUCGUAUGAAGCACAGCCGGGUCACAGGGAAACACGAUGACAAGCUGUCUUUGGCCCGUACCUCAAAGAAGAAAGACUCGUACAGAUACUGCACCCUCCACUGCACUGGAUAUAUGCGGAGCUGUCCGAGCAGCCAGCUGGACCCAGAGGGCGAUGCUGGGGAUAAGGAAACCUCCAGCCUGAACUGCCUGGUGACCAUGUGCCGCCUCCACCCUCACGUUUCCCACCAACCUCCCAGAGACGUCCACGUCAAAGCCACCGAGUUUGUUACUCGCUGUGCAAUCGACGGCAAGUUCACUUUUGUAGAUCAACAAGCCACGACUGUAAUCGGUUAUUUACCGCAGGAGGUUCUCGGCACCUCGUGUUACGAGUACUUCCAUCAGGACGACCUGCAGCACCUCACAGGGAAACACAGGCAAGUUCUUCGAAGCAAAGAGAAGGUUGAGACGCAAUGCUACAAGUUCAAAACUAAAUAUGGCUCCUACGUGUCGCUUCAGAGCCAGUGGUUUAGUUUCACAAACCCAUGGACCAAAGAGGUUGAGUUCAUCGUGUCUGUAAACAGGGUGAUCUUGGGGCCUGGUCACACAAAAGAUAAUGCGGAGGCUAGCAGCUCAAAAGCACUACACGAAGACACAAAGCAAAUCCCAGAAAUCCCAGGCCUGUCCACUGGUGCGGGCACAAUGAUCUACGCAGGCAGCAUCGGGACCCAAAUCGCCAACGAGCUCAUCGACUCUUACAGGGCAAACUCAUCUCCUUCAAGUGGAGCCCCAAGUCCAUUUAGCUCGGCCCAGGAGAAAUGUCUACAGAACAGCAGGAGUACUUCCAGUCGAGAAGAGGAAGCAGGCAGCUCCUCAGAGUCCCAGGCUGACUCGAAGACAGCAGCUGUUGCUAGCGGUGCCAUGUCUGAGGAUCCAGGUGAGUCAUCCCAGCUGGGCUUAGAGAGCAUGGUUGUUCCAGGGCUGAGCAGUUUUAGCAGCGAUGAGGCGGCUAUGGAGGUCAUCUGGAGGUUGCUGGACACAGAUGUAAGCAUGGCUCAAUCUGCAGACUUUGAGGAUUUACACUGGCCUUUCUAGAGGGAGUUCAUCCCCUCUCAAACUCUCUUGUGCCGUUUCUUGCCAUUUACUGAGAUAUUUAUCAGCUGAAGACCUAUCGGGCCUUGCACAUGUGAAGCUACUGGAUUUGUACCAAAAGCUGCAACAUGUCUUACUUGAAGACGGCUGAGAAGAACGCUAUGUUGCAGCUGUGAUUAAUGGUCUUUUGGU